AUGCCACUGCUACCCCCACUCCGAAGCUCCAAACCUGAAACUAAGAAAUCUCAGUACAGCAAAAUUGUACUUAAUGGUCAUGACCAAUCUGAAAAGAGGGAGGAGAAUUACCAAGCAAAGAUAUCUCCAUCUUCACCUCAGGGAACACUCAAAAAGAGAUCAGCUUUUGAAGAUCUCACCAAUGCUUCUCAAAGUCAACUUGCCCAGCCCAAGAAGGAGGCCAAUAAGGAUGUUAAAGAUGCUUCCAAGAAGGUAAACAAAAACACAACUGCUCUUGGGCUGGCUAAAAAUAAUGAGAUGAAUAUAAAAAGGUGUAAGCUGAAACCCUUACCAAUAGUAGCCUCUACCACCUGGGUACCAAACAUUAUGGAGAAACUGCUCAUUCCAGAGAUACUUACAAUCUCCAAAACACCUGCAACUGAAGAAGUAUCUCUUUUCACAAAGACAUUAGUUUUAAAAGAAGAGCCCACUACUGAGGAGACAACUGUCACCAAAAGGCCAUUAUCUUCAAAGAAUUAUUCAAAUCAGGAGGAGGUGUUCCUUUUGAAGCAGCCACUAUCCUUGCAAAAGGAGAUUGACAAUGAAGAUGAGUUUAUUAUGGAUCCAGUGACUUGUAGGAAGAGGCAUAAAACUGAGAAGGCAACUCUCAUCAAGAGGCCAUUAUCUUUAAAGAAGAAGAUGUAUACUAAUCAGGGAAAGAUGUCCCCCCUGAAGAAUCCACUAGUAUUUCAAAAGAUUACCUUUAAAGAGAAGUCACUCACUACAGAGCUGUUGUCCUUUAAAAUGAAGCCUAUCACUGAGGAGAAGUUUUUUUUCCAAGAUCCAUCUGCAUUGCAAGAGAAACACACAGUUGAGAUGGAGGUGGCCCUCUUCAAGAAGCCAUGGGCAUUGCAGGAAAGUAAAAAUAAUGAAGAUGACUCUGUUAUGGAACUGAUUUCUUUUAGGAAGAAGCAUAAUACCAAAGAGGCAACCCUCACCAAGAAGCUGUUAUCCUUAAAGAAGUACACCAUUCAGGGGAAGAUAUCCCACCUGAAGAAGCCACUAGUAUUAUGGAAGACCAUCUCUGAAGAGAAGUCACCCAUUAAAGAGCAAUUGUCCUUUAAAAAGAAGCCUACAACUGAGGAGGAGUCCCUUUUCCAAGAGUCAUCUGUAUUGCAAGAGAAGCAGAGCACUCAUGGGGAGAUGUCCAUCUUGAAGAAGGCUUUGGCCUUGCAAAAGACUCCUACUGAGGAAGAACCAUUUUUAAAGGAGCAUUUGGCUUUUAAAAAGAAACAUACCAUUGAGGAGACAACUCUCACUCUGAAGCCGUUAUCUUUAAAGAAGAAGCAUACCACUCAGGGGAAGAUGUGCUGUUUGAAGAAGCCAUUACUACUGCAGAAGAUCAUUUUUGAAGAGAAAUCACUCAUUAAGGAGCCAUUUUCCUUUAAAAAUAAGCCUAACUCUGAGGAGACAUCUGUCUUCCAAGAGCCAUCUGCAUUGCAAGAGAAGCAGACCAAUCAGGGCGCCUUGCCACUGGCCUUACAAGAGAAAAUCACCUCUGAAGAGGAGUUCUUAAUUCAGGAGCCAUUGGCCUUGAAGGAGAAUUAUACUGUGGUGGAGGAAUUCCUUUUCCAGAAACCAUUUUCACUGAAGAAGGCUACCAACAAAGAGGACUCUCUCUUCCACAAACCAUUGGCUAUUCUUGAGAGUACUGACACCAAAGAGAAAUCCUUCUUGAUGAAGCUGUUAACUUUGCAGGAGAAGACUAUCAUUGUCAAGGAGUCCCCCUUUAAGAAGCCUUUGGCCCUAAAGAAAGAGACCUCUGCUGAAGAGGUAACAAUUGUAGAGAGGUAAUUAUCUUUAAAGAAGGAGCCCACUGCUCAGGGGGGCCUGUUCCUCUUGAAGAAGCAAUUGGCUAUGCAAGAGAAUAGCACCAAUGAAGAGGAGUCCUUUAUUAAGCAGAUCUUGGCCUUGCAGGAGAAUCCCAGCAUUGAGGAGAAAGUUGACUUCAAGGAGCACUUGGCCUUGCAGGAGAAGCUCAGCAUUGAGAAGGAGGCCAGCCUCAAAGAGUCAUUUACCAUUCAGAAGAAGUCCCUCAUUGAGAAGGAGACUCUCUUCAAAGAACCCACCACUGACACAGAUGCUCACUUGAAGGAGCCCUUGGCCUUGCAGGAGAAACCCACUAUUGAGAAGGAGGCCCUCCUCAAGGAUUUGUUUGCCUUUCAGGAGAAGCCCAGCAUUGAGAUGGAAGCCCUCUUCAAGGAGCCCUUGGAUUUGCAGAAGAAUCCCACCUUUGAUAAAGAGGCUUUCCUCAAGGAUCUGUUGGCUUUGCCAGAGAAGCCCAGUGUUCAAAAUGCAGCCCUCUUCAAGGAGCCAUUGGCCUUGCAGAAGAAGUCCAGCAUUGAGAAGGAGGCCUUCCUCAUGGUAUCCUUGGCUUCUCAGGAGAAGCCCAGCAUUGGGAAAGAGGCUGUCUUCAUGGAGCCCUUGACUUUGCAGGAAAAGCCCACUAUCAAUGAGGCAUUCAUUUUCAAGGAGGUAUUAGGCUUGAAUGAGAAUCCUAUUGCGGAAGAGUUAUACUUCAAGGAGCCACUGGCCUUGCAAAAUAAUCCCACUGCCAAGGAAGACAUCUUUCUUAAAGCAUUCUUGAUCUUCCCAGUUGAGACCAAGCCACAUACAUCCAGCACUGCCACUAAGUCCAGAACAGAUAAAUCUAGCACUGCUUGGAGCAUAUCCAAUAUGGGCAAGGGCAGUACCACCAGCAAGUCCAGUGCUUGUGAAUCCAGUUCCAAUGAACCUUUCUUACCUCAGGGCAUGAGAACCCAGGAAGAGAUUACUUCACUGGAGGAUGUUGACAAGGACCACAGUGAUCAGUUUUUCAACUCAGUGUAUGCCAAGGAUAUCUACAAUUACAUGAAGGACAGAGAGGAAAAGUUCAUACUUAAAAAAUACAUGAACAGGCAGAUUGACAUCAGCAGUGACAUGAGAGCCAUUCUUGUGGACUGGUUGGUGGAGGUACAGAUGGCCUUUGAGAUGAAUCAUGAAACCCUGUACUUGGCAGUGAAACUGGUGGAUCACUACUUAAUGGAGGCAGUAUGCAGAAAGGACAAACUACAACUCCUUGGUUCCACAGCUUUUCUGAUCGCAGCAAAAUUUGAGGAACCUUGCCCACCUUUUGUGGAUGACUUUCUGUACAUCUGCGAUAAUAUUUACCAGUGAGAUGAGAUGCUUGCCAUGGAAAUCAAUAUCCUCCAAACCGUCAAAUUUGACAUCAACAUUCCCAUCGCCUAUCAUUUCCUAUGCAGAUAUGCUAAGUGUGUCCAUGCCAGCAUGAAGACCCUGACAUUGUCCUGCUUCAUCUGUGAGAUGACCCUGAAGGAAUAUGACUAUGUUCAGGUGCGGGCUUCCAAACUGGCUGCUGGUUCCUUCCUCCUGGCCCUCUACAUGAAGAAGCUUGGACACUGAGCUCCUACCCUAGAGUAUUACAGUGGCUACAAGAUUGCUGAUCUUCACCCUUUGGUCAGGCAGCUGAACAUCCUGCUGACUUUCCAGGCUUGUGACAGGCUCAAGACUGUGUAUUCCAAGUAUUCUCAUCAAAUCUUCUUUGAAGUCAUCAAAAUCCCCCCCCCCCCCUUGGACAUAUUGAAGCUGGAGGAGAUUUUGAACUACUCCUGA
Molecule: messenger RNA, 3651 nt
Organism: Choloepus didactylus (southern two-toed sloth)
Lineage: Eukaryota; Metazoa; Chordata; Mammalia; Pilosa; Megalonychidae
Gene: CCNB3
Product: cyclin B3
Biological process (GO): regulation of cyclin-dependent protein serine/threonine kinase activity; mitotic cell cycle phase transition
Cellular component (GO): cyclin-dependent protein kinase holoenzyme complex; cytoplasm; nucleus
Molecular function (GO): cyclin-dependent protein serine/threonine kinase regulator activity
Source: RefSeq, a predicted model, not a curated record